Osmerus eperlanus (European smelt) is the source of this 2724-nucleotide messenger RNA. It is a transcript of the gene klhdc8a, whose product is annotated as kelch domain containing 8A. The transcript is spliced from 8 exons. The record is from RefSeq and is a predicted model, not a curated record. NCBI's taxonomy places the organism in Eukaryota, Metazoa, Chordata, Actinopteri, Osmeriformes, Osmeridae. Gene Ontology annotation, molecular function: protein binding. The coding region runs from base 383 to 1447 and encodes 354 amino acids.
UGUGCUGCUUGAGACAGCCUGGGCGCCAGUCUGCGUUUACGAUGCCUUCCGGAGCGAAAAGAAUUGUUCGGGUGCAGAUGAAAAUAGGGAGGGAGUGUUGACUUCACGAGUGGCGAACAGUGCCGCGAAGCCUCUCUUCCCCAUCAUCUUGUUCUUAGCAUAACCAGAGGAAGAACCGAGACCCCGACAUCGCAGAACCGUGUCAAAAUCGAAGGCCCAGAGUGAGCUGGUGGUCCACCCCUGAGGAAGUGUCUGCGGCCGGGUCAGGCUGAUCCUGCACACCCCCCCCCCCCCUCCGCCACAUCCACCCACGGUUCUCUGUAGCCCAGCUCUCCACCACCUCAUCCCCAGGCUCAGGCUGUCUACCCAGGGGGCGGAGAUCAUGUCUGUGCCCUCGACCCAGGAGUACCACUGGCAGAGCCUGGCACGGCUACCCAGCGGGCGUGUCUACCACUCCCUGGUGGAGGUGGGGGCCCAUAUGUACAUGCUGGGGGGGUGUGAUGCAGCGGGGAGGCCCUCCCCUGCUCUGGAGCUCUACUCCCCAGAGGGUGACCGCUGGUUGAGCCUGCCCCCCAUGCCGACCCCCCGUGCGGGCGCGGCCGUGGCUGUGCUGGGUAAGCAGGUGCUGGUGGUGGGGGGUGUGGGGGAAAACCAGUGCCCCCUGAAGGUGGUGGAAGUGUACAACACAGAUGAGGGCAGGUGGAGGAAGAGGAGUGGUCUGAGAGAGGCCCUGAUGGGCGUGGCCAUCGUUGUGAAAGAUGGGCGAGCCCUGGCCGUGGGGGGCAUGGGGCCAGAUCUGCUCCCCCGCAACAUCCUGCAGCAGUAUGAUCUGAGGAAGGACAUGUGGGCACUACUGCCAUCUAUGCCGACUCCUCGGUACGACGCCACAGCACACCUGCUAGGCAACAAGAUCUACGUGGCAGGUGGACGUCAGUGUAAGCGCUCAGUAAAGGCCUUCGAGUUAUUUGACUCUGAAACACGUUCCUGGACUACUCUUCCCAGCAUGCCAUGCAAGCGGGCCUACUCAGGUGUGGUCUGGGACAGCAUGGGCCGGCUGUCUCUGCUGGGGGGGCUACGGCAGGGGGGUGGGCACCAGAGAUCCAAGUUUACUAAGAACAUCAACAUCUUCGACACCAACCAGGGAGUGUGGUUGAAGUCUGAGGAGACGGUGCCUAUGAAGACUAAGAGGGCUGACUUUGCCGCCGCGGUGCUUCGGGGCAGGAUGGUGGUAGCUGGAGGACUAGGUCAUGAGCCAUUAGUGUUAGACACAGUGGAGGCCUUCCACCCUCAGAAGAAGAAGUGGGAGAAACUGGCGCCCAUGGCAACGCCAAGAUGCUCCGCCUCCUCGAUUGUCAUUAGGGACCGCCUCCUUGUGGUGGGAGGAGUCAACCAGGUCCCCAGCUCCGCCCACGAGAUCCUGUAUGUGAGAGAAGAGGAGUGUCUGUAGGAGGAGGACUCUGAGACCUGCUCACUGGCUGGAAGGAUUCUUGGCUGCAAUCAAUGAUUCUAGUUCUGCCAUUACUGUAGUUUGACAUAGUUUGAACUGGCAAUAUACACCAAAAGACACAGUAUGUUUGUGAAGAAAGAAAGGAGGAGUAUUAAGACAGUAAGGAGGGAGGACAGGGAGAGGUGGGUGGGGAGGAAUGGAUGGCGGUACAUUAUGUAACACUGUACCACCCUCUGGUGGGGAACACACUGCACUCAAUACAGAUUUGCUCACACAUACAGACACACACGCAUAAUGAGCUGGUUCUCGCUGUAAAUAUUUAUGAAGAGUUUUAGUAAGAAUAAGUCCUCUGUACUACUGGUCUCCCAUUUGGAGUGCACAACAGGUAGUCGACAUUUUGUAACUUUUGCAUCUAUUGUUCUAGACUUACCUCUCGCAUAACAUGUUUUAAAUAGAAAAUGUAGACAAGCUCUUUUAGGAAAUGCUGGGAAAAGGGAUGCAUUUUUCUAAUUGUUCUGUUAAUGCGCACACAAUGAUAUAUAAGGUGUAGUUGCAAUAUUGUCUGUUUUAAGCUGAGCAUGUAGACAGAUUGUGAAGUCACCUCUUUGCAUUUCUUAAGGGGUGUCACUGUUGAAAAUGUGCACAUUUUAUCUUCUGCCACAUCUAUGAACUAUUCCAAGAGAAUGCAACUGCUCUAGUCAAUAACAAAAAAACUGUAGACAUAGACUAUUGUUCUAGAACUUGGCUCAAAUCACAAUAACAUCGAAACAAAAUUUGCCAGAUUGCAUUCACAAUGAUAACAUGUACACUGGCAUUACACUGAGAAUACUCUAGUAUGACAUGAAUCAUCUGUUAAUGCAUAAUAUGUAUGUGUUGUAAGUGCUAAUCGUGGUUUGUUAAGUGUUUCUAUCAGGUUGUUCGUGGAUGAGAAACUGUAGCUCUGUUCAACAGUAGCCUUUUCACCCUCUGUAGUUACUUUAAUCCUACUUGUAUUUGCAAAUAUGCAAAUACUUUUUGUUCACUGCAACGAAACCAAUGCAGUAGACUGGUUGGUAGUAUUUUGCUAAAUAUUAUUGUGGAAUCGAUUUUUGUAAUUGAACCAGGUCUGAAUUUAUGCAUCCAUGAAAGAAGCAAUAGACCAUGUGUUCUACUUAUCGCUCAUGGUCCUCCAUUCGUGCACUACUGAUAAUGUCAUAAAAUAGUUUCAUUCUCAGGUUGUGAUUUAAAAGCACAAAUAAUAAAUACAUUGAACAAAACGUAAUCUUUAUUAUCAAUUU